Messenger RNA from Chenopodium quinoa (quinoa), 1183 nucleotides. RefSeq names its product nuclear transcription factor Y subunit B-7-like. The coding region runs from base 236 to 949 and encodes 237 amino acids. Gene Ontology annotation, cellular component: nucleus; CCAAT-binding factor complex. Gene Ontology annotation, molecular function: RNA polymerase II cis-regulatory region sequence-specific DNA binding; DNA-binding transcription activator activity, RNA polymerase II-specific; protein heterodimerization activity. Lineage: Eukaryota; Viridiplantae; Streptophyta; Magnoliopsida; Caryophyllales; Amaranthaceae. The record is from RefSeq and is a predicted model, not a curated record. The transcript has a single exon. Gene Ontology annotation, biological process: regulation of transcription by RNA polymerase II.
GUAAAUUAGGGCUCUUAACAGAGAGCGAGUCCCACGGUCAAAAUUAACCAAACACUUACCACUUCACUUGCCUAUUUUUUUGCUUUUUUUGCCAUUUAAUCACAACCCAAAAAUUCUUAUAUUAUUUUCUUCCUAAUUAUCACUAAUUCAAUUUUUUCAAAAAAAAAAUAUUAAUACUUGUGAAAGAUAAAAAGUAAACAAACAAAAAUAAUAAUAAAAAACCGUUAAUAUAGACAUGGAUGGUGAAAGCCUUAGAAUCAAGCAAGAUAGAAUCAAACAAGAAAGCCCUGAUAGCCCUUGUUCUAAGAACAACAACAACGACAACAAGAACAACAGCAACAACAACAAUAACAACAACAACAACGCGAGUAAUAAAGAGCAAGACCGGUUUCUCCCUAUAGCGAAUGUAGGGAGGAUCAUGAAAAAGGUAAUUCCACAAAGUGGAAAAAUUUCUAAGGAUGCGAAAGAGACCGUUCAAGAAUGUGUUUCCGAGUUUAUAAGCUUUGUCACGGGGGAAGCCUCGGACAAAUGCCAAAGAGAAAAAAGGAAGACUAUCAAUGGUGACGACAUUAUAUGGGCUAUAACAACCCUUGGUUUCGAGGAUUACGUGAAUCCCUUGAAAAUGUACCUUAAUAAGUUUAGAGAUAUUGAAGAGGAGAAAUUAAAUGUUCCUAAGCAACAACGAUCAAAUGAUCAAUUACAUCAACUUUCACAACAACAUAAUCAUCAAAGGUUAUUACAACACCACCAACAACAUGAUCAAUUUCAACAAGUUGAUCAAGGGUUGUCACCUUAUGCUACUAGUAUAUAUUCUUCUACAAACACAUUGUUGCUUCCUCAACCGUCUUUUCCGGUACCGGAGCAGCCGUUUUCUUUGCCCUUCUCACCAAGUUCUAUUCAAAAGAAUUACCAACACCAAGAUCAAAUUGAUUCAGUUGGCCAUUGGUGAAGAAGAGGAAGUAACUUGCUCUUUGAAAUUUUGUUUUUAAAAUUUUUGGUAUUUGAUUUUUUUAUUGUUUAUUUUAUUUUUAAUUUUUUUUCACUAUGGAAUAAUACAAUGUGAUACAUAGCAAUAUAAUAUAAACAAUAUAGAAGAGGAAAACAACACAUAUACUUAUUUCAAAGACGUAAGAAAUUCAAAAUUGAUUAUCUUUUUAAAAUAAGCUACUUUUUCAGCUUCGUC